Messenger RNA from Hydra vulgaris (swiftwater hydra), 1265 nucleotides. RefSeq lists its product as uncharacterized. The record is from RefSeq and is a predicted model, not a curated record. NCBI's taxonomy places the organism in Eukaryota, Metazoa, Cnidaria, Hydrozoa, Anthoathecata, Hydridae.
AUACAAGUCUUAGAUAAUGCAUAUUGCUCGUCGUUAUUCACCUCCACCACCAGAUCCUUAUCCGUUACCAAGUUUACGUUUAGUUAUACUUUGUGUAUCUGUUGCAGUUGCUUUGAGUAUGAUAGUUGUUAUCUUGCUUAUUGAUGUUCGACCCCCGCCUCUUUCUGAUAUAUUUCUCACUACAGCCUACUUUCCACUUGGACAAAGCUUGCAAUUAAAAACACGACGAUGGACUAAAAAUGAAAAAAGUUGUCAGAGCUAUGGUGUACCACGUUUAAUUUCAAAUGUUACUGACACUCUUUGUGGCCAAGCAAUCUGGCAAAGUACAGCUGACUCAGAGGAAGGAGAUCGCUAUGUAAACAAGAUUGAUACAGCAUAUAGAUUUUUUGUAAAUUACAAUGACAGCUCUGAGUAUUUUAAAUGGUUUUUAUUCAGUGGUAGUGUUUUACCUCUGCCUAUUUCUUAUUAUACAGAGGAGACCAAUACCUCUCCUACAGCUGGUCAACAGUAUCGUUCAUUUCGAUGGGAGCCUAUAAAUGGGAAUUAUAUAAGUUCCAAUAAUGAUUCUAAAAGAAACGAACAUUUAGGUGUACAAAAAGAAAAAGUUUGCAAUAAUAAAAAAUGUAAAGAUGUAUUUCGACAUAUUGUUUACGUAUUUCGGCAAAAAAAUGCAUUUGCUCGUCUAAUUAUAUAUGGUUUUAACCACAGUAAAGAUGGAAGACUUGGAGUUGACUUUGCAGGAAGAUUGGCGGGAUCUAUGGUUGACUUAAUUACUCAAAAUCAACCUUCAUCGCUAGAUGCUUUUAUUAUAAAUUUUCAAACAUGGGUACAAUUUAUUGUGCGUACGUUACCUCUUAAAGUUGUUAGUAAAGCAUACAUGAGUAUUUUCAUGUUAGGGACAGGUGUUAUGUCAUUAUUUGAAGCUGAUUCUUGGGUGAUAUUCAUUGAUUUAUUCUCCAGUAAAUUGCAGUUACUAUGGAAACAUCUUAUCGAAGCUUCAUUAAAAGAUUUGUACUUUUUGGCUGUUGCGCUUUUUCUUCUUAUCAUUCACCGAACACAAAUAUUUCUUUCUCCGUACGGUGAAAUGAAUCAUAUACACACAAAGUGCAGCAGUUUAUUGACAUCAGCUGUUGAGAAAACGCGCCAGCAAGCAGAUUCUGUGAAGGAUGAUGUCAUUUUGCAGUCUUGAGAUUUAAGCAUAUGGGAUAUACAUUUAAGCAUAUGGGAUAAUAUAUUUUUAUACAAAUAUCAUCUACUUGCUUGAA